AUGGUAGACGCGCAACAGUACAUCUCCCCUACUCUGCCGCAGAUAGGGAUCUCCACGGACGCACUGAGCUUGUCGGCCGGUGCUCGGAAAUCGUCGGCCUGCUCCCAUUACUCCUCAGUCUCGUCCUUCGGCAUCCCAACCCAGUGCGACCCUAACCUUCUUACGCCCACCUCCGGAGGCAGCUCGCCUCCGCUGCUCCAGCCGCGCGAGCUCAUGGAGCAGUACCCUCCUCCUCCAGGCAGCCCAGGAUCGCAGGAGCCGACGCCGCCGGGAAGCUCCAGGAUGUACCAGCAGUGGAACAACCACUUUGAAAUGCAUGAGCAGCCGAGCUCGAGCAUGGACGCUCCCGCCAACGCGGCGUCGAGCUUCUACUUGGAUGACGUUCGCCGAACGCCUGGGCCUCCGGAGCCUUACAUGGGAUCGUACGGCGUCUCGGAAUCCGGCACGGAUCCUGUGCAGAUUCACAGCGGCGCGUCACCAUACUACCUCGACGGAAGCCACAUGGGCGGCCACAAGCUCAUGACCAACCACGCGGCCGUCGACGUCGACCUGCACCGAGGUCCUGGCGGCGGUCGUCUCCUCCCCUCGUCCUGCACUCACCUGAGCAGCCAUUCCACGCCGCCUCAGCACAUGUCCCGCGUCAGCACCGAUAGCGUGGGCCCCCGCGGCGAUAACGCCCCGCCUGCCCGCUCACUCAGCGGCUCCCCCGGCCGGAGCAGCGCCGGCGUCGGCAAGGCGAGGAAGUUAAGGGCGUCGAGGCGCCAGACGGGUCUCCCACGACGGCACGAGGAGCUGGAUCCGUCCAGGGAGCACAAGAACUGCCACGGCGAGGAGGUUCCCCCUAGCCUGCACAGUACGUGUCCGGACGAGCUGCGCUGCAUCUUUGAAUCUCGGUGGCGCCAUCGAAAUCAAAGGGGACACGACAUGUGGAACAGCAUCCAGACGGACUUUUUCAACAAGUUUCACAAGGCUCAUGGAAAGGAGAUGCUGCAGAUGAAAUUCAAGCGCGCCCGCUCCAAGUACAUCAAGUGGCUGCCGAAGGAUGAAGAGAUCCUUCACGAGGCCUGGAAGCGAAUGGAGCGCGAGCGGUACCAGACCCUCCUCGACGUCUUCUUCGAGAUGGGCGGCUCCCGGAACAUGCGUCUCAGCGCGAGCGACAUCGAGGUCAAGGUGGUCAACGACCUGAGGCUGGAGGAGCACUUCUACAUGGACGACCCGCACGACUUGGGCAUCCGAAGGCGACGCAGGCUUUCGAAGCUUCGAUCCAACGGCACCCAGCUGGACACGCUCGGCGAGAUGAUGAUGAUUGGCUCUCGAGUUCCGCACAACGAAGAUGCCGUCAUCAACAAGGUGCACGAGCGUCGGGACGGCAUGCGAUGGGGGGUCGACCCUGCGAUGCCGAGCGAGCUGAUGGGCAUGACGUGGGAGAGCCGCGCGCCGAUGAGGCUCGAUCCGCCGCCGCCGCUGGCGAGCAGGCUAGUUCCGAAUGGCGGACUGUCCAACCGCGCCUUUUCCAUAUUGAAAUGA
This is a messenger RNA of Drechmeria coniospora, 1527 nucleotides long. RefSeq lists its product as uncharacterized. Lineage: Eukaryota; Fungi; Ascomycota; Sordariomycetes; Hypocreales; Ophiocordycipitaceae. The transcript has 3 exons. Bases 1 to 1527 code for a protein of 508 amino acids. The record is from RefSeq and is a predicted model, not a curated record.